UGUCUCUAUCUAUCUGCCUAUCCUAACAACGUGCCUUAUUCCUUACAUGAAACAUCGAAACAUCAUAGAUAGACGCACAAACAUGAUUUGUUUCAUUUAAUCAUAUCACACACACACACACAUAGACUGUCUGCUAACGCCCGAUCUUCUGAUAUUAGUGGGCAAAACAUUGGAGAAUAAUAAGUAACAACAAUAAUAAUUACAGGUACAUCUGUGGAACAAUUAUUAUACCGUCACGUUUCUGUUUCAUCAUGUACAAAUAGAACAGUAAUAAGCGUGAUAACCAAAGCGAAACAGGAAUUGUUUUAAUGUCUAUAUCCAAAACACAUCUGUAAAUAAAACAAAUAUUAAAUACAUGUAUGUGAGUUGAAAAUAUGCUCAAGCUGGUUACCGGAGGAUAUUCAUUGGGAGAUUUAGUAUCACUGUCUUACUGUAAUAUCUUAUGAAGUUAAAUCCAUCUACAGAACACCUACUUUACACAUCAAACGUAAAAAUUCACGCAAAACUAAACUAAUCACAAAAUUAUUUGAAAAAUUCUCAUUAAAAACAUUCUGUGUACAUAUAUCAUCAAAAGGAAUUGAAAUUGUUGAAUAUAUAUUGUGUUGCAAACUAAAUGUCGGGUGAUACAGAGGCUACAUUUAUUCUAUCCUUAGACGAUGAUGAUUCAACAAUAGAAGCACAAAUCAAUGCUACAAAAACAACAGACGAGACAACAGUUGAAUUUUCUAUAUCAAUUACUGAUGAUGCUGUUGAAGCGAAAGGUGAAACAAUGUCACUGGAGGAACAAUUAGCGUGGUUCAGUGAUUACCUUGAAAAAGAAUCACGAAUAUUCGAAGAAAAAUGGACGCAUCCAGUACAAAAUAACGCAACACUGAAUCAAUUUGAUCGUUUAAAAACAUUGGGUACAGGAUCAUUUGGACGUGUAAUGCUGGUCAAGGAUAAAAAGACGCAAAUCUAUUAUGCAAUGAAGAUUUUAGAAAAACAAAAGGUGGUCAAAUUAAAACAGAUUGAACAUACAUUGAAUGAAAAGAAGAUUUUACAGGCAAUCAAUUUUCCAUUUCUUGUUCGAAUGGAUUUCAGCUUUAAAGAUAAUUCCAAUUUAUACAUGGUACUUGAAUUUGUUAGUGGCGGGGAAAUGUUUUCAUAUCUAAGAAGAGUUGGAAAAUUCAGUGAAGACGAUUCACGAUUUUACGCGAGUCAAGUUGUAUUGGCAUUUGAAUAUCUACAUUCAUUUGACUUAAUCUACAGAGAUUUAAAACCUGAGAACUUAUUGAUUGCCAGCGAUGGCUAUCUUAAGGUUACUGAUUUUGGUUUCGCUAAAAAAAUAAAAGGUCGUACAUGGACAUUGUGUGGAACACCAGAAUAUCUUGCGCCUGAGAUAAUCUUAAGCAAAGGUUACAAUAAAGCAGUGGAUUGGUGGGCAUUAGGUAUUUUAGUCUAUGAAAUGGCUUGUGGUUAUCCGCCAUUUUUUGCUGAUCAACCAAUUCAGAUUUAUGAGAAAAUAGUUUCCGGUAAAGUUCGAUUCCCUGGACAUGUCAGUCCUGAUCUACGCAAUCUUCUCAAGCAACUCUUACAAACUGAUUUAACAAAACGUUUUGGUAAUUUAAAAAAUGGUGUUGAUGAUAUCAAAUGUCAUAAAUGGUUUCGACCAACUAAUUGGGUUACAACUUAUCGAAAAGAGCUAAAUGCUCCAUUCCUACCACCAAGUAAAGGACCUGGGGAUUCAAGUAAUUUUGAUGAUUAUGAAGAAGAACCCUUGAGGAUAUCCAAUACAAAUUAUUGUGAAAAUGAGUUUAAAGACUUUUAAACUAAGAAAUAUAAGAACGGAAGAGAAGAGUUUAGAACAGAACAUAGUGUCACAGUUAUGUUUUAUAUACCUUUCCUUUUUGUUCUGUUACAUUUAAAUUUUUGACCUUUUCUCAGUCUGUCUGCCUAAAAUUGUUAAACACAUUUUUAUUUCUCUCAGAACAGUAUAACGAUAACAACUCAGUGAGUAAAGCAGACGAUAAAUGUAAUAUUAUCUUAUCAGUAACAGUCAUGGAAAAAAGUGUUUGCUUAUAUAGCGCACUAAUUUUUACAUGCAAUAAACAUUUUUUUUCUAUCAAUAAGUGUACUUCAAUAUGAAGUAAUGAAUUUUGUCAAACCUCAAAAUAAAAUAACAGCCACGAGACCCAAUUCUCCAUAAAACUGGAAUGAUGAAGAACCAAUUGAAUCAACUUAUGUAAUGUAGGAGACUGACAUUUCAUAGAAUGUCAUCUCUUCUUCUUCUUUAUUGUCUCUCUCGUCGUUACCGUUGUCGUUGUUUUGGGCGUCGUGGUUUCCCUUAUAUUCGUUUGCAUUUCACUUUUGUAAACUAUAUCUUCACUGUAAUACAUUGUAUAUGAUAUGUUUUCACCAUAUUUGGUGAAUAGCCUUAGAAGUAUUGCAUAUGUAAUUUUUCCACAGCAUCUUUUGCAUAUCUCUCUACCUACUUGAAAGAAAAGCGACCUAACAUUCAAAUGUACAACAAGUGGUUAAAUGGAUGGGUGUAAUAAUAUAAAUAAAAAUUGAAUUUUGAUG
This is a messenger RNA of Trichobilharzia szidati, 2559 nucleotides long. Lineage: Eukaryota; Metazoa; Platyhelminthes; Trematoda; Strigeidida; Schistosomatidae. The record is from the annotation of a GenBank genome assembly.